AUGGCGCACACUAAAGGAAUGAAUUCAUUCAUACUACACCCUGACGUGGUUGAGGAUAUCCGAGACGACCCAUUAAUUUCCGUGGAAACCUUUGAGAUCCUGGACGGUUGCGAGGAUCCAGAGAGAAGUUACGACGUCCCCACCGGACAAACCUUCUCCAACGGCGUCUGUCUCUACUAUACCCCAGAAGAAGUCAAGCCGCCGCCACCACCACCAAAGGGUCCCAAAGGCCGUGGCCGCAAGCGGCAGGCGGAGGAAGAAAUACAGCCAUCAGAGGGCCAAAAGGGCCACCAGGGCCUCGGCGUCCUCGACAUCCUCCCCGUCUCGCCGCAGGUCAUCUUCACGCACGGCGGCGGCCGCGGCAUCUUCCAGAAGGGCUACAUGCACUUCAUGAGGGGGCUCGCGCGCGAGCACGCGGUCCUCGCCUUCCGCAAGGACCAGGGCCCCGGCGGCACGCGCGCGGAGGAGCUGUUCAAGCGGACGGCUGCGUUCAACUACUUCUUCAACGACGCCUACUGCAGCGUCCGGGCGCUGGGCGGGCGGAGCUUCGGGGCGCGGAGCGCGACCAGGGCGAGCGUGUACUCUACGAACAAUAACCUGAUACUGUGGAGCUACCCGCUGAUUAGGGACUCGGACUGGAGGAAGGACGAGCUGAUUGCGCUAUCUGAGGACACGAGGGUGUUGUUCAUCAAGGGGGAGAAAGACUGGAUGGGUCCAGGGCUCCUCAUGGACUUCGUACGGAAACAGAUGAAGGCCAAGACGUGGGUCAUCAAUGUCAAGGACAUGGAGCACAACUUCACUUGCAAGACAGAGUUAGAGGAGGAGAAAAUAUGCAACGCUCUGGGAAUUAUUGCUGGGAUAUGGCUGAAGGGGGACGACAUGUCGGAUCCGGCCAACCCGACUCCCUGGGAUCCCGCUGACGGGACAGAGAUGAAUAUCCACUACGACGCAACGACCCAGCAGGCUGUCUGGACCGGUUGGACCACGCCUGCUGAGGAGCCAAGGAAUCAGGGAGUCACGGUUCAUCUGAGUGCGGCGGACAACAGCAAGCUGAGUUUUCAGCUGCAAGGUUGA
Messenger RNA from Diaporthe citri, 1074 nucleotides. RefSeq lists its product as uncharacterized. The record is from RefSeq and is a predicted model, not a curated record. The coding region runs from base 1 to 1074 and encodes 357 amino acids. The transcript has 2 exons. Lineage: Eukaryota; Fungi; Ascomycota; Sordariomycetes; Diaporthales; Diaporthaceae.